ACAUGGCGGCGGGGUUGCUGCUGCUGCUGCUGCUGGCGGUCGCGCCGGGCCCGGCGGCCGCCGUCUGGCCGCGGCCUCAAGCCGAGCGCUCCCCCCCGGGCGGCGGCCGCUGCUUGCUGCCCCCCCGCCGCUUCCGCUUCGCCUUCGCGGCCGGCUCGGCUGUGGGGCCGGGCUGCGCCGUGCUGGAGGCUGCCUUCCAGCGGUACUGGGCGCUGCUCUUCGCCGCCGCCCGCCCGACCGAGAGCAAGCAGCUUGGGGAGACACCCUGCACACAACUCCUCGUCUUUGUUGCCACACCGGGCUGCGAUGGGUUUCCCAGCCUGGACUCCAAGGAAAGCUAUAAGCUGUUUGUCUCAGAAGGCUCCUUGCUGCUCUCUGCAGAUGCUGUCUGGGGAGCUCUCAGAGGCCUGGAAACAUUUAGCCAGCUUGUUGGGAGAGAUGAGAAUGGCACGUACUACAUAAACAAGACAGAAAUUGUGGACUUUCCCCGCUUCCCUCACCGGGGCCUGCUGCUGGACACCUCUCGUCACUUCUUGCCUCUGAGAGCCAUCCUGGAAACUCUGGAUGUCAUGGCUUACAACAAGUUCAAUGUGUUUCACUGGCACAUUGUGGAUGACCCAUCUUUCCCCUACGAGAGCUUGACCUUUCCAGAGCUCAGCAAGCAGGGAGCCUUCAACGCCAUGACCCACGUGUACACAGCCAGGGACGUGCAGACAGUGAUUGAAUACGCUCGACUGCGCGGCAUCAGAGUCGUUGUGGAGUUUGACACUCCUGGGCACACUCUCUCCUGGGGUCCAGGUGCUCCAGGCCUCCUGACUCCCUGCUAUUUGGGCAAGGAUCCUUCUGGGACCUAUGGGCCCAUCAACCCCAUCCUUAAUAGCACCUAUCAGUUUAUGACCAGUUUGUUUCAAGAGGUCAGCACUGUGUUCCCAGACUUCUUUCUGCACCUCGGUGGUGAUGAGGUGGACUUUACAUGCUGGAAAUCCAAUCCAAAAAUUUGUGCCUUCAUGAAGGAGAUGGGCUUUGGUGAAGAUUACAAAAAAUUAGAGUCGUUCUACAUCCAGAGGCUUCUGGACAUUAUCUCUUCCCUUGGCAAAGGUUGUAUUGUGUGGCAGGAGGUGUUUGACAAUGGAGUGAAGGUGAGGCCAGACACCGUUGUCCAUGUGUGGAAGGAGAACUCCACACCAUACAUGCAGGAGAUGGCAAAUGUCACCAAGGCUGGUUACCAGGCACUGCUCUCUGCCCCCUGGUACCUCAACCGCAUCUCCUAUGGGCAGGACUGGAUGGCGGCCUACCAGGUGGAGCCUUUGAAGUUUGAAGGCAGCCCCGAGCAGAAAGACCGGGUGAUCGGCGGAGAGGCGUGCAUGUGGGGGGAGUAUGUGGAUGUCACUAACCUGGCCCCCAGGCUCUGGCCAAGAGCUGGGGCUGUAGCCGAGAGACUGUGGAGUAACGCAACAGUCAGGGACCUGCAAGAUGCCUACAUGCGGCUGACUGACUUCCGCUGCAAGCUCCUUGGGCGUGGUGUCCAGGCACAACCUCUCUACACAGGAUACUGUGAAAAUGAGUUUGGUGGACUUUGAAGGGAGAGUCACGCUGCCCUCGGUCGCAGUGCAUGCAGGAGGAAGGAUCCUCUCUCAAAAGCUGCUGGCUUGGCAGAGGGGCCCCUUCCUGCCCGCAGCUUCUGCUAUUGCUCUGUUGCAAUGAACUUUUUUUUUUCCUUAGCAUGUACUUUCCACUUUUUCCCCCCUUUCUUUCUAUUUUUAUUUCUUUAAAUCUAUAAAUAAAUUGCCUCAAAGAGGAAAAAGGUGCACUUUCAUGCUCAGAUGAGACUUGGGAGAUCGUGCAAGGGUUAUUGUUAGCAGGCUCGCUCCAGAGGUGCUGGUGGAGGGGCAUCUGGCCAUGCCUCACGCUGGUGGCCCUGGAGCCCGCUGGGCACCUGCUCAGCUGGAUGAGCUAUGUUUAGUCUGUGCUGCUCUCCCAGUCCCCAUCCCUGCAGAGAGAAGGGGUUAAGAAGGUGUGGACUUUUUUUGACUUUGACCUCCCACUGUCCACACCUAACAAUGCACUAUUUGCAUGGUGGCCUUGGUUUUGCUUCCGUGACCUUCCACACACCAGUGGUCAAGGUGGUAGUGGUGGUGGUGGCCCUGUCCUUGCUCUGGCUUUUCUUUCCCUGCCUGUGUCCAGAUAGGAGGCUUACCUGCAAGCCACCGUCUCUGCUGACUGCAGCUCUCCCUGCUGCCACCUUCCUUCUCUGGCUUCUCCUGAGAAGACACUCUGAAGCCUCUCCAAAGACACUUCAGACCCUCUGAGUUGAGCACUGCUCAGUUCCUCAACCUCCUGCCACCUGUGCUCAGGAUUUGGCCAACUAAUUCAUCUUUCUCUUCCUCUCUUGUCCUCGGGGUGGAAAGCUCAGCUCUAGGUCUUCUCUGCUCAAAAGGGAUGGAGAUGGGAUAGCAUUUUACUUGGAGAAGAAACUGAUGAUGCUGAUGUCCUACAGAACUGGGACAGACACAGUUCUUGUCCUUUGACAGCUGGGGUUGCUGUGCUGGAAACACUGCCCAGCUGCACCAAGGGGCUCUCUCAAGGAGAUAUCCACACUGAUGGGACUGCUGUGUGUCUGCUUUGGCCUUAAAUGAGUGAUGUUAUGGAUGGAAGCCUUUUACUGUUGAACUUAAUUUUAAAAAUGGGGAAUUAACUUUGAAUGUAAAAUACACAGAAAUCAUCA
Molecule: messenger RNA, 2725 nt
Organism: Colius striatus (speckled mousebird)
Lineage: Eukaryota; Metazoa; Chordata; Aves; Coliiformes; Coliidae
Gene: HEXA
Product: hexosaminidase subunit alpha
Exons: 14
Coding region: 3-1580 (525 amino acids)
Biological process (GO): carbohydrate metabolic process; glycosaminoglycan metabolic process; ganglioside catabolic process
Cellular component (GO): membrane
Molecular function (GO): beta-N-acetylhexosaminidase activity
Source: RefSeq, a predicted model, not a curated record